CUUUCUUCUUCGACACUUGAUCUUCCAGUCUUUCGUUUAUAAAUCAGCAUUCUCGAGGUAACUUUGGCUUCUGUGGUUGUCCCUCUCGCAACAGCCACUGACGGUUAACAAUCGUUGAACCUCAUCUACAUUACGACAGCUGCCUCCCAUGGAAGUUUAGAACCCCCCCUUGCUGCUCGUUAGUAGCUACAAAAUUGCGCAGGUCUUAGUCCACCUGCCAUGACCCAAAAUUCACAGGCCACAAGGCCUAAAUGGGCCGUCGGAUCAUUUUUCCAACAGGCAGUGGCUGGGGUAGAGUCUAGGCUGGACCUCAUUCUGGCAGACCCAGAUGAAGCGCCAUCGAAGAACGCAGCCACGAAGGCGAAACAGGAUGAAAGGCAGACAACCGAAUCUCUUUCACGCAGCUCAUCUUCUGCGCGAAAGAAUGACAGGCUACAGGAACGGUUAGCUCGGGCUAUUGUGAGAUCGAAUACUCCGGCGCAUCUCGCCGCCCAGUCUUCCGCAAGUCGAGUGUCUUCGCGGACCGCCAGCCCAGUACCGAGUGUCGAGGCGCGAUCUAGUGUGGAAGUCGAAACUAGCUCUGAACCUUUGGAAAAUAUGAAGAAUUCAGUUAGAAACUCUGCUGGUCAUGGCGAUGCCCUCUCGACAACGCCGGUUGCUCCUAGGAUAAGCCACGAUUCUGUUAUCUCAUCUCGGAAUUCAAAGGAGACUCCUCGCUCAGAAACGGAAGACACCACUCCCAAGGAAGUCGUUAAAACUGAGGGCAAAGUCAUUGCUCAAGGGACUGAAACUCCUGAGGAGCCUACGGGUGUUGGACCAAAAGUGUCGGAUGCACCAGGAGAAGCCCCCCAGAUUAUUACGGACCAGACUUCUGAUACACUUGAACCCGUGGAAGUUGACAAAGAUAAGGCGGAAAUUGCGCAGUUAAAAGCCGAACAUGAGGCAGCAGAAUUACGCUGGCAGGAGGAGAUUCAUGGAUAUAUCGAGCGGAUCGAUGCAUUGCAAUCCAAGCUGAAAUAUCUCGCACGAGAGGCGGCCGAAUCUGCAAAGGAUGCAGCAGCCACGGCAGGUCCAAAGAGCGUUGAGAAACAGCUCCGUGAAAAAGAUGAGAAAAUUGCAUUAUUACUUGAGGAGGGUCAAAAUCUGUCCAAAAGCGAACUUGACCACAGAACUGUAAUUAAAAAGCUUCGCCAACAGCUCAUCGAACAAGCCAAGGCUCAGGAGGAAACAAAGAAAAAGAUAGAAAAGCUCGAAGGCGACUUGGCUAACUCUGAGGCUCGCGCCCGGCGUGCUGAGACGUCCGAGAAAAAGGCCAAUGAUUCGUUAGCCUCAAAAACAAAAGCCGCCAGAGAUCUCGAAUCUGUCACGGCAGAGCGAGAUGUACUAAGCCAAACAGUGCAAGAGAUGAGGGCACAGCUAUCCAGGGCUGUCGCCCGCGCUGAGAGUGCCGAGGCCAAGGCGCAUUCAGAGGCCUUGGAACAGGAAAAGCGUCGAGUAGCAGAGUUAGAAAAGGAAUUGACGAACUUUAAGAUAGAACGCGACAUAGCUGAAGAAAAAUUCAAAAGACAGAUCAAUGGCCUCCGGGAAAAUGUCGAGCAAGAAAAGGAAAGGACCAGAAUUUUAGAGGUCGAAUUGAAAGGCGAACAAUCUGUCCUUGAAAGCAAAAUGGAGAGUCUCCGAUCACGAGCAGAAGAGGCGUCUUCAGGGACAACCGGUGACACACAGGCGAAGCUUUUACGGCAGAUUGAGACCCUGCAGACCCAGUACGUCGUCGCCAGCGAAAAUUGGCAGACACUUGAAGGAUCAUUACUUGCCCGAUUGGCAAGUGUGGAGAGAGAACGAGACGACCUCACGCGUCAAGAAGCAGACAUGCGACGGAAGAUCCGAGAAGCGAACCUCAAGGCAAAGAAGGCAGUAGAGGAGCUCGAAAAUGCCCAAGAGACCCAACAAGACCUCGCAAACAGGGUUGAAGAAGGCAAGCAAGAGCUACUGAAGAUGGAACAAAGGCUCAAGAAGGCUACGGACGAACUAUCCCAGCUUCAGAAAGACCUCGUUGAUCAGAAGAAGGUCUGCGACACAUGGGCGCAGAGACUAGAGGACGAACGAGCGAAAUGGAAUGAGCAGAUGAACCUGCUUCCAUCACCCAACUCCCUGCACCGGCAACGCAGGGAGUCUGCCAUUGCAUACAACCGCCGGCCAUCGGCAAAUCUCGAUGCAACAGCACCUCUAUCCGACUAUCGAUCUACGAGCCGCCGUUCUUCCAUGUUGCCUCUCGUACCCGGUCUUGAUUCCAUAGGCUCGCCUCCUCCGCGGCAGAAUUCAUAUCCUACAUCCUCAGCAUCGCAAUCAGCGCUUCCGAUACCUCCCCAAAUACUCACCAACACCAGUAACAACAUGUUGUCCAGCCCUACAGUCGUAGAGACGCCGUCGGUGACUUUUGAGCCCGAUGAGUUCUUUUCCGUCACCCCAUCCGCCUACGGCGCUGCCCAGACGCAUCAUUCUCGGGGAAUAAAUGAUAUCAUAUCCGAGUCUACCGCCGGCGCUGGCCCAUCAGUGCAGUUGGUAGAACGCAUGAGCGCAGCCGUUCGUCGACUAGAAAGUGAACGGGCGGCAUUCAAGGAUGAACUAGCCCGUGUGGCCGGACAACGAGAUGAAGCCAGACAACAGGUCGUGGAUCUCAUGCGGGAAGUGGAGGAGAAGAGAAAUUCGGACAUUCGCGUGCAAGAGCUAGAGAAACAUAUCUCUGAGUUGGACCAGCGAUACCAGACUACUCUUGAGAUGCUCGGAGAGAAGAGCGAGCAGGUAGAGGAACUCCGUGCUGAUAUUGCUGAUCUUAAGAAGAUAUAUCGAGAAUUGGUGGACAGCACCAUGAAGUGA
This is a messenger RNA of Monascus purpureus, 2877 nucleotides long. NCBI's taxonomy places the organism in Eukaryota, Fungi, Ascomycota, Eurotiomycetes, Eurotiales, Aspergillaceae. The record is from the annotation of a GenBank genome assembly.